AUGACCAAGAUCUUCCUCACCGGUGCCACUGGCUAUGUCGGAGGCCAAGUCCUCCACUCUCUACAGCAGAGCAACCCCAAGUAUGACAUCUCGGCUCUGGUGAGAGAUGCAGAAAAGGCCAGCAAGGUUUCAGCUGCAUAUCCUAAAGUCUGCAUUGUGCUUGCAGAUCUAGAUAACACCAAGGUCAUUGAAGAUGAAGCACGAAACGCCGACAUUGUUAUCCACGCUGCCAGCAACAAACACAUGGAAAGCGUCAAAGCGAUCGCGAAAGGUCUAGCAGGACGUCAAAAUGCAUACUACAUUCAAAUCACAGGGGCGAGCGUCCUGGCAUGUCCCGAAAUCGACAACAACUCCUAUGGCGAACCAUCAGACCAGAUCUUCGAUGACCUCGACAACGCCGAAGCUCUACGGGACUUCAUCCGCAGCUACAGAACCCGCCGACCCGUGGAGAACUACAUUCUCGACCUGGGCACCGAUGGUCCCAAGACAGCUAUCAUCUUCCCUCCAAUCAUCUACGGAGCUGGAGAAGGUCCUGUCAACCAACGAAGCAUUCAGAUUCCAUCUUUGUCGCGAGCCGCGCUACAGCAGCGGGUUGGUCUAUACCUCGGCAAGGGACUGAGCCGAUGGGGUACAGUUCAUGUCUCUGAUUUGGGUCAAUUGUUCGCGGAUCUGGCGCAGGCUGGCGCGAAAGCUACAGAGGGUCCCUUUUGGAAUGAGAACGGUCUUUACUUUGCUGAGAAUGGCGUUGAGAGCUUCAAGGAUGUUGCAUCUGUCAUUGCCAAAGAAGCUCACAGCCUUGGCUACAUUGACUCGGCUGAUUCAGUGCGCUCUAUGACUCUUGACGAGGCCAACGAUGUUAUUCCGCACGGCGCUGUGGUAUUGGGUACCAAUGGCCAAGGAAUGGCUUCGCGGGCGAAGAAGCUACUGGGAUGGCACCCAACUGGGGAGAAUUUCGAGAAGGGCGUGCGAAACACCCUUAUUGCCGAAGCAGCGCAACUUUGA
Penicillium nucicola is the source of this 1002-nucleotide messenger RNA. RefSeq lists its product as uncharacterized. The record is from RefSeq and is a predicted model, not a curated record. Gene Ontology annotation, molecular function: oxidoreductase activity, acting on the aldehyde or oxo group of donors, NAD or NADP as acceptor; NAD binding. The transcript is spliced from 5 exons. Bases 1 to 1002 code for a protein of 333 amino acids. NCBI's taxonomy places the organism in Eukaryota, Fungi, Ascomycota, Eurotiomycetes, Eurotiales, Aspergillaceae.